Molecule: messenger RNA, 2913 nt
Organism: Candida albicans SC5314
Lineage: Eukaryota; Fungi; Ascomycota; Pichiomycetes; Serinales; Debaryomycetaceae
Exons: 1
Coding region: 1-2913 (970 amino acids)
Source: RefSeq, a predicted model, not a curated record
AUGGCAUAUGGAAUCAGAUUAAUUGGAGGUAUAAUUACCUUAUAUUUAUUCUAUGUUUGGACAUUUGUAUGUCCGUUGACUACAAUUGACACUGAAUCUACCAAUUCAUUAACACCCAUCAAUCAUCAUUUUUGUUCAUUGAGUAAUAAAUACAUCAAACCUCAAUUUUAUCCAAUAUAUCAAGCCCACAUUAAUCCUGUUUUAAUUAAUUUAGAUGAAUCUUUACAUGUUGGUGAAAAUAUCGAUAAAUCAAUUGAAAUAAUCCAUAAUUUCAAUCAUCAAUAUAAAAUAAGUGAUUAUUACCAUCGAGUAUGUGAUUUAUUAAUUGAUUCAACUCAACAAGGAAUAAAUUAUUUUCAAGAUAAUAUAACUCCUCAAUUAUCAAGAUGGUUUAAAUUAUUUAUAUUGAGAAUUAGAAUGUAUUAUGAAAUUUCUAAAAUCAAUUUAGAAUAUUAUUUAUAUCCCACAAUUAAUAAAACUUAUAAACAAGUUGUUGAUAAAUUGAAAUCAAUUGAAUUUAUUAAUGAUUUUAUAAAUUGGAUAAAUGAAAUUUAUUUAAAAUUGGCUACAUCUAAACAUGCAUUGAAAUUACAACAAAAAUCAAAUUUUUUACAAAAUGAAUUCAAAAAUUUAGUUACAUUUGAUGAUUUUAAUCCUAAAGAAAUUAAAAAUAAUGUAUUGCAAAUAGUUAAAGAUAUGCUUGGUGAAAAAUCAAUUGAUGAGAAAUCGAUUGAACAAACUUUGACUGAUGAACCAACUGGAGAUGAAAUACCAUUGGAAUUAACUCCAACUGAACAAACUAUUUCCAGUGAAACCGCAAAUAAUAAUGUAUCAGGUGAUGAUGAAGUGCAUGUGGAAGAAGUUUCUGCAGAAGAGACUCCAGAUGAAGAAGUGCCUGUUGAAGAGACCCCGAUUGAAGAAGCGCCUAUUGAAGAAAUUCCAACUGAAGAGGAACCAAUUGAAGAAACCUUUAAGGAAGAAACCACAAUUGAGGAAACCCCUACUGAAGAAAUCUUUAUUGAAGAAACCCAUAUUGAAGAUACCCCAAUUGAAAAGUAUAAGGCUGAGGUUGAGGAGGAAGAGGAGGUUGUUAUUGAAGAAGAAGUUGUGGUUGAGGAAGAUGAAAUUGAAAUUGAACCAGAAAUUCCAAGUAGCAAUGAUGAUGAAGAUGAAGACGAUUCUGAACUUGAACCGGAAACUAUACAUUUAACAUCAACUAUUGUGGUAACUCAAAGUGAAAGUGAAGUCACUGGCGUUAAUGAUGCUGUUUCAACUGAUGAUCCUGUUUGGGGACCAAUUCUUCAUGAAAUCAAUUAUUGGGAAACAAAAGUUAAUAAAACUAUGAUAUUAGCUCUUAAUAAUUUAAAAAUUGAAAUGAAACCUAAGAUUGAUGAAAUUAUUAACGAUAUAAAACCGGAAAUUAGUGAUAUUUUACAAGAUUUACAAAAAACCAAUUAUGAACAAUAUCAAUUAAUUCAUCGGAAAAUAUCACAAAUUAAUAAAGAUUAUGAAGAAAUCAAAUUAACUAAUAAUAGUUUGAUUGAAACCAUUACUCGUCAAGAAAUUAGAGAUGAUAUUUCAAAUUGUACAAAAACUUCUGAAGAUGCAUCACUGAAGAUUCAAGAAAUCCUAAACAAUAAUCAUGAAAAACUUUUGACAAUUUUUUAUGAAGUAUUACAAGACACGAUAGAUAUUUUAGAAACAUCGAGUGAAUCUGUUAUAAAUGAAUUUAAAAAUCAAUUGAAUUAUUUCAUUUAUCAAUCUGACCUCAAGGAUGAUGAUGAAAUAAAUUGGACAAUUUGGAAAAAAUAUCAUAAAAUUAAAGAAUCAUUAUUUGAAUUUAGAGAUAAUUUAAUUAAAGAUGCUGAUGAUUAUCAAGUAGAUAAUAAAAAAAAUUCUGUUGAUAAAUUAACAAAUGAUUCAUUGAAUGAAUGGGAUAAUUAUUUGAAAAAUAUUGAAUUUCAUUUGAAUUUUUUGAUUAGUGAUAAUAUUGAAUUUUUACAAUUGAUUAGAGCUAAAGCUAAUAUUGCUUUUCAAAUGAGAGAAGGAUUAGUUGAUGAAUUGAAUAGAAUUGAAAAAGAAAAGCAAGAACAACUCGAAAAAGAAAAAGAAAGAGAGCAAAAAAAAGCUAAGGAUAUAAAGAUUGAGACUCCAGAAUUGGUUGAUAUUCCAAAUGGUGCAGGAGGUGUAGUGGAUGCAAAACAAGUAUAUUUUGAAUAUUCUGAUGAUUCAGAAGGAUUGGGGAAUUUUGUGAAUGAUCUGAUUAUUAUUGAAUCAGAAGAUCUAGAUAAAUCUGAAACAAUUUCCCAACAAUCAUCUACAGUUUCAGAAAUCUAUUAUUAUGAACAUACUGUUGGACCUAAUGAAGAUGUUGCCGAUGCUAAUGAUUUUAUUGUGGAAACAACGAUUGUUGAAUCGGAACCAUCUACUGUAUCAGGAGAAGUGGAAAUAUCAAAUAUGGACCAAGAAGUUAUAGAAGAAGAAGUAGUAGAGGAAGUUGAAAUUGAAAUUGAAAUUGAUACUGAUGUUGAAUUUGAAUUUGAAACAGAAAUUGAAACAGAAAUUGAAACUAAAACUCAAUUAGACAUUCAAUUUGAUACUGAUGUUGAAAUUGAAUUUGAAACUGAAUAUGAAACACAAAUUGAAACUGCAUUUGCAACAGAAAUUGGGGUGUCUGAUGUUGAAACUAGUUCCGUUGAUACCUCUUCUUCAAUAGCAGAUGUCACCUCCCAGUCUAUUGAAUCAUCACCAAUUGAAAGUGUGGUUGAUAAAGACGACAACAACGAUGACAACAACGAUAGCGAUGAUGACGAAGAUGAUGAUUAUGAAGUUGUUGUAGAAGAAGAACAAAUUUUGAUUCUAGAAGAAGAGGAGGAGGAGGAAGAUGAACAAGAAACUGCCAAAAAAUUAUGA